UUGCAGAGAUCCUGGAUCUGUUGCGGCUUCGGGGAAGCAGAUACAUUUACUGAUGCUGCUAUUAGUACUGUUACGUACAUUAUACCUUUUGCAUUAGUACUUUUGCUAUUGGGCUUUAAAAAAAAAAUAACAAAUAGAUUUUUUUUUUUUAUGAAUAAAUAAAAAGGACCUUAAAAAAAAAAAAAUCUCUCAUUGAAAUAGAAAUGAGAGGAGUGUGAAAAAAUUAAAAAAAUCGCAAGUGAGAAAAGAGACGUGCAAGACCAUAGGCAAGGUUACGAGGUUCUGCAAUUGUGAUAGUUAAUUAAUGAUGUUGUUGAUGGUAAGUUAACAUUCUGCGAUUUGUUUGGGUUGAGGUGCGUAUUUGGGGUAUAAUAACGUCGAGGGGGCUGUGAAUUGGAAACAUUCACCAUAGUUGUGCAAUGCAAUAGGUGCUUGAAUUGGUUUAAAAGGCGGCGAUUGGGGGGUGAAUUGAGGUUGCAGUCUUUCAUUUAUGCGGAGAGGCAAUGCGAGUUCAUUUUUACUGAAGGUACUCUGACAGGGUUGUGCUAGGUAUUGCGCGUUGUGGGUCGAUGGCUGGUCAAUCGCUAAUGACGUAGAAAGAUUAUCAAAAGUAUCCAGUUGGCAGCUCGCGAUAAUAAACAAUCAUUUUUAAAUCACAUUCAGGAAACUAGUAAUACAAAAAGAGAAUUAAGUUAUUAUAAAUUAUACAUUGAUUGGUGGUCGUGAAUUAGUAUAUAAACAGAUCGCAUCGGCAUCAUUAAGGAGCUUGUCUACAAUCAUGUUAUGACAUUUGUUUUUAAUAAUUUUUAUUAGUAUUAUUGUUGAUGAUAAUCUCGGGCUGCUGCGUGGUCACGUGUUUAGGGAUGGACUUGGUCUACUUUGUGUUUCUAAACAUAAUUGCGUUUGUGUUUACUGGUCUGUGCUGAAGCAGAUCUACAGAAUUGUCUUUUUUAACAAAGUGAAGUACAAUCAAAGGCAGUAUUUAAGAAACUAAGGAAAGGUAUAGGUUUUAAAUUAGGUUACAUUCUUUAUAGCGGAGUCUGCAAGUAGUACUGGAACGUAUUUGUUUGUUUAUUCUUGAGCGUUACUAGUAGAAGCGUUAGUAGUUAGUCAAGUGUAGCACGGUUCUCAGUACUAUCAGUAGAUCGAGGAUGAUGGAAGCUGACGAAGCUAGCACCUCCGCCGCGCUGAUGAAAAAGUUCGCGUCCACUACGAAAGGUGUCGGCGUGCCCGAGUUCGGCUGGCGCAUCUGCUUGGCUCAUGAAUUCCGGGAGAAGAGGAAACCGUUUCAGGCAAGCAACGUUUCCCUUUCAAACAUCGUGCAGCACCUGGGAUUGGGAGUCAGGUAUUUGAAAUGGUGGUACAGGAAAACUCAGGUGGAAAAGAAGGCUCCUUUUAUCGACAUGAUCAACUCUCUUCCCCUGCGACAGAUUUACGGAGCCCCACUGGGUGGGUUUGGGGGUGGCACCAUUACCAAGGGCUGGCGGGGGGAGUUCUGCAGGUGGCAGCUGAAACCAGGAAUGUACCACUACAAAACCGUCAUCGCCGAUCAGUUUACAGUGUGUCUGCGCAGGGGCGGUCAGACUCUGUACCAACAGGUCCUGUCAGUGGAGCGGCCGCACACCCUGCAGGGCUGGAACUGGGGCUUUUGCGGCAGUUACGCUUUCUACCAUGCUCUGUACCCCCGUGCCUGGACCGUCUACGACCUGCCGGGCCAGAACGUCACCUUGACCUGCAGACAGGUGUCUCCCAUCAUUCCACACGACUACCAGGACUCCAGUCUGCCGGCGGGUGUAUUCAUUUGGGAAAUCGAGAACCGGAAUGACUUUGCCCUCGAGGUCACCAUCAUGUUCACCAUGAGAAACGGGAUCGGGACCAAGGACGAUAAGAAGGGGGGCCACUGGAACGAACCAUUUCACUUGGAGAAGGAGGGCGAGAUGGUGUCUGGGGUCCUGCUGCACCACUGCACACACAUCAACCCCUACACCAUGGCCAUUGCAGCCAGGGCACAGCCUGGCAGACACCUCAGCCACCAGACUGCUUUCAGCCCGACUGGGACGUGCCGAGCUCUCUGGACAGACCUAAUCACGGACGGGCAGCUGGACUCUCCCGCAGGACCCAGCCCUCCCACACAAAAAGGUGACAAGACGGCAGCGGCAGUGGCAGCGCGCUGUACUUUGCCUGCGUUGGGACAAAACACGCUGGAGUUCAGCCUGGUGUGGGACAUGCCCAGAAUCCACUUUGGAUCAGAGGAGCGGGAGCACCUGAGACGGUACACACGGUUCUUUGGCAGCAGUGGCAAUGCUGCCCCCGAGCUCAGUCACUAUACUCUCACACACUACAGAGACUGGGAGCGCAAGAUUGAGGACUGGCAGAGACCCAUCCUAGAGAAUAGGAGCCUCCCUGCCUGGUACAAGUCAGCCCUGUUCAACGAGCUCUACUUCCUGUCUGAUGGGGGAACGGUGUGGGUGGAGGUCCCCUCGGAUGCUGACAUUACCGGGGGGCUGCGCUCGGAGCAGGGGGGUCUCCCCACACUGCCCCCCGUGCUCCGCGAGUUUGGACGCUUCGCCUAUUUAGAAGGACAGGAGUACCGGAUGUACAACACCUACGAUGUGCACUUCUACGCCUCGUUUGCAUUGAUUAUGCUGUGGCCCAAACUGGAGCUGAGUCUGCAGUAUGAUGUUGCUGCCUCAGUGGUGAAGGAGGAUUGCACGCAGCGCCUGCACCUGAUGAGUGGCAGAGUGUCCAAGGCAAAGACAAGGAAUGUGGUGCCUCAUGACAUUGGAGACCCAGAUGAUGAACCCUGGGAGAAAGUGAAUGCCUACCUGAUCCAUGACACAGCUGACUGGAAGGACCUGAACCUGAAGUUUGUGCUACAGGUGUACCGGGACUAUCACCUCACCCACGACCACACCUACCUCACCGAUCUGUGGCCCGUCUGCCAGGCUGUGAUGGAGUCUGAGCUGAAAUUCGACACUGAUGGAGACGGGCUGAUUGAGAACUCGGGGUACGCAGAUCAGACCUAUGAUGGGUGGACUGUCACCGGACCUAGUGCAUACUGUGGAGGUCUGUGGCUAGCCUCUGUCUGUGUCAUGUGUAAGAUGGCUCAGAUCCUGAAGGACGAUGCUGUGUAUCAGAAGUACAUUGACGUGCUGGAGAGAGGUACAGCGUCCUUUGAGAAGAUCCUGUGGAAUGGUAAAUACUACAACUAUGACAACAGUGGGAAGUCCUAUUCCAACAGCGUGAUGUCAGACCAGUGCGCCGGCCACUGGUUUCUCAGGGCUUCAGGAAUAGGAGACGAGGAGUUCCAGGUGUUCCCCAAGUCCAACAUUCACAGCGCUCUGAAGACUAUCUUCGAUCUCAACGUCAUGAGCUUUGCUAAUGGUACCAUGGGAGCUGUGAACGGGAUGAGACCGGAGGGUGUUCCCGACACAUCCAGCGUGCAGUCGGACGAGGUGUGGAUUGGCGUGGUGUACGGGCUCGCUGCCACCAUGAUACAUGAGGGCCUGGUGGAGGAGGGAUUCCACACGGCGGAGGGGUGCUACCGGACGGUGUGGGAGAGGUUGGGCAUGGCCUUCCAGACCCCUGAGGCGUACUGUGAGAAGAACGUCUUCCGCUCGCUGGCCUACAUGCGGCCACUCAGCAUCUGGGCCAUGCAGUUGGCACUGGAGAGGAGAGAGGCUGGGGAGAGUGCCACACCAUGAACUCUGACCCCCGUUGCACACCUCAGCUGGAAGAAGGAUGUGUCAUACCAGUACAGUACAGAUCCUCUCCUCUCUCUCUCUCUCUCUCUCUCUCUCUCUCUCUCUCUCUCUCUCUCUCUCAUAUGCCUCCCCCACAGUUAUUCAGUAUUAAUGCCACUCUCUCAGCAAUGGCAGUUCCCCUGCCACACUGUAUUUAUUGUAAAUAUUUACCCUUUUAAUAAGACAACACCGGCUGUACCUGACUUUAAAUCUUGAUUUUUCAGAGCUGGGUGUUGGUACUGUCUCUAUUCUCUGCUCCUGUUUCUAUGGAAAAUUACUGUAAAGCUUUUAGACAUUUUCUCCUGAAAUGUGAGAGUCAAUUAUUGAAUAAAAGUAAGAUGCUUGUUUUCAAAUAAAGCAGUGUGUUUUUCCGUGUCCAGGAUUUGUCCAGGGCUAUCUGGCAUUUAGUCGCAUUUGCAAGGUUAAAAUGAUUGAUUUAUUUGUUUUAUACAGUAUAACUAGCACUAGCAAACCACUAUUGUCUCUGUCAGCCAAAGCCUGUUUUACUGUUUUCAUUUUCUUUCUUUUCAUUUGGUUUUAUGAUUGAGUGUUUGAAAUUUACUGGGGAUUUCAAAGUUCAGAGCUUACCCUCCAAGUAGCACUGUCUUGUUGUCUUUUGGCUUGUAAUUUCUCACACACUGUGUCAGCGUUCGUCAAAUAAAAAAAAAAACAAUCAUUUAAAAAAA
This is a messenger RNA of Polyodon spathula (Mississippi paddlefish), 4429 nucleotides long. RefSeq names its product glucosidase, beta (bile acid) 2 (gene gba2). Gene Ontology annotation, cellular component: membrane. The record is from RefSeq and is a predicted model, not a curated record. Lineage: Eukaryota; Metazoa; Chordata; Actinopteri; Acipenseriformes; Polyodontidae. Bases 1152 to 3704 code for a protein of 850 amino acids. Gene Ontology annotation, molecular function: glucosylceramidase activity; beta-glucosidase activity. Gene Ontology annotation, biological process: central nervous system development; carbohydrate metabolic process; glucosylceramide catabolic process. The transcript has 17 exons.